AUGCUGCGCUCGCGACCCGUUUACCUCGUCGACUUCGCGUGCUUUAAGCCGCCGGAAUCGCUCGCCAUGACCAUCAAGGGCGCGCUGGAGCACGCGAGGAAAAUCGGGCGGUUCGAUGAGAAGUGCCUUGAGUUCCAGGGCAAGGUGCUCGAACGCGCGGGGCUAGGCGACCGCACGUGCCUGCCUCCUGGGUUCGUGAACCUCCCUCUCAACCAGUCCCUUGGCGAGGCGCGGAAUGAGGCUGAAAUGGUUAUCUUCGGCGCGUUGGACGAGCUGUUCGCGAAGACCAGGCUCAAGCCUCGCGACAUUGAUAUCCUCAUCGUGAACUGCAGCGUCUUCUGCCCGACGCCGUCUCUGUCCGCCAUGAUCAUCAACAAGUACAAGAUGCGCAGCAACAUCCGGUCGUUCAACCUCGGCGGCAUGGGCUGCAGCGCGGGAGUCAUCUCUGUGGAUCUGGCGCGCGAUAUGCUUCAGGUGCACGGGAACUCGUACGCUGUGGUGGUUUCCACCGAGAACACCACCCAGCAGCUCUACUUCGGCAACAAAAAAUCCAUGCUCAUCCCCAACUGCAUCUUCCGCAUCGGCGCCGCCGCGCUGCUGCUGACGAACAAGAACAGCGAGAGCUGGCGCGCCAAGUACAAGCUGCAGCACCUGGUGCGCACGCACAUGGGCGCCAACGACAAGCACUACCAGUGCGUCUUCCAGGAGGAGGACGACCAGAAGAUCGUGGGCGUGUCGCUUUCGCGCGAUCUCAUGUCCGUCGCAGGCGAGGCGCUCAAGACCAACAUCACGACGCUCGGCCCGCUGGUGCUGCCGCUGUCGGAGCAGCUGCUGUUUGCGGCCGUGCUCAUCGCGCGCAAGGUGUUCCGCAUGAAGCUCAAGCCGUACAUUCCGGACUUCAAGCUCGCGUUCGAGCACUUCUGCAUCCACGCAGGCGGCCGUGCCGUGCUGGACGAGCUGGAGAAGAACCUGGAGCUGACGCCGUGGCACAUCGAGCCGUCGCGCAUGACGCUGUACCGCUUCGGCAACACGUCGUCGUCGUCCGUGUGGUACGAGCUGUCGUACACCGAGGCCAAGGGCCGCGUGCGACGCGGCGACCGCGUGUGGCAGAUCGCGUUCGGGUCCGGGUUCAAGUGCAACAGCGCCGUGUGGAAGGCGCUGAGGACGGUGCGAGCGGAUAAGAACCUGGGCCCAAACGCUGAGGAUAUGGAGGAGGUGCCGGUUCCCACGGGCACGCGAUACCGCAAGGCCUCUCGCCGCGCCUUGCCGCCGCGCCGAUUCCUCAACCAGGUGCGGUAUAACCUGGCGGAAGCGGCGCAGGCGGCGCGCAUCUUCGAGCCGUGCGACGCCGCCCUCACCGACCACACGCCGUGCGAAGAUCCCAAUCGCGCGAAGCUUUUCCCCAAGACAGCCAUGAUGCACCACGAGCGGCACUGCCCGCCAGUGCGCGAGGUGAAGCAGUGCCUCAUUCCGCCACCCGUCGGGUACAAGUCGCCGCUCCCCUGGCCGCAGAGCCGCGUGGAAGCGUGGUACGUGAACGUGCCGCACAAGCACUUGACGACGGCGAAGGCGGACCAGCACUGGAUCCAGUACGAGGAGGAAACGGAGAAGUUUCUGUUCCCUGGCGGCGGGACCAUGUUCCACGACGGCGCGGAUGCUUACAUCGAGGAGCUCGGAAAGAUUCUUCCGCUCACAGACGGGUCGAUUCGCACCGCGCUGGACACGGGCUGCGGGGUGGGCAGCUUCGGCGCGUACAUGCUGAACCGCGGCAUUCUGACCAUGUCGCUGGCGCCGCGCGACGGGCACGAGGCGCAGGUGCAGUUUGCGCUGGAGCGCGGGCUGCCCGCCAUGAUCGGCGUGCUGGCCACGAAGCGCCUGCCGUAUCCGCCGCGCUCCUUCGACCUUGCGCACUGCUCGCGCUGCCUCAUCCCGUGGGCCCGCGAAGAUGGUCGUCUCCUGGCGGAAAUCGACCGCGUGCUGCGCCCGGGCGGCUUCUGGGUGCUGACAGGCCCGCCCAUCUACUGGAAGCACUACGCCAGCGGGUGGAACCGCCCCGAGGCGGACCUUGCGGCGGAGCAGGCGGAAAUUGAGCGCACGGCGGAGAGCCUGUGCUGGCGGAAGUACGCGGAGAAGGGCAUGUUCGCGGUGUGGCAGAAGCCGCUCGACGGGGAAUGCCUCAAGGGGAAGGCGGCGGAAGGGAACAGUGUUCCGCCCAUGUGCCCCGCGGCGGAGGAUCCGGAUCUGUCGUGGUACACCCCCAUGCCCGCGUGCCUCACCCCCGUGCCGGCCGUCACUGACGCGAACGGUGUUCCUGGCGGCAGGCCGGCGAACUGGCCGGAAAGGCUGACGGCCGUUCCGCCCCGCAUCGCGCUGAACCUCGUUCCCGCUGCGUCCGCUUCCGCCGAAGCAACUGACGGAGCGGAGAUGGUUCUGGGCAACGGCGGCGCUGAUACGCUGGCGUCCGCGGACGGGUUCCGCGCGGACACGGAGGAGUGGCGGCGCCGCGUGCGUUGGUACAAGGAGAAACUGCUCCCGGGGCUGGGGCAGGGGCGGUACCGCAACAUCAUGGACAUGAACGCGCGCGAUGGCGGCUUCGCGGCAGCGCUGGCGGAAGCGGAGGACCCCGUGUGGGUGAUGAACGUGGUGCCCGUGGAGCGCGGAACCGCCAUCGGCGCGGACGGGGAGCCGCCGGCGGGCGCAGGGGCGGGCGUGGAGGCCGUUGCGACUUCCCCCUCGACGGUGGCUUUUUCGGCUGCGGACACGCUUGGGGUGAUUUACGAGCGCGGGCUGCUGGGAUCGUACCAGGACUGGUGCGAGGCGUUUUCGACGUACCCGCGCACGUACGACCUGGUCCACGUGUCGAACCUGUUUUCCAAGUGGGUGAAGCGGCCGUGCCCCGUGGAGCACGUGUUGCUAGAGAUGGACCGCAUUUUGCGGCCGGAGGGCGCGGUGUUGAUUCAUGAUGAAUUGCCCGUGCUGCAGCAGCUGCUGCGCCUCGCGCCCGGGCUCCGUUGGGACGCGCGCAUUGAGAGCAGCGGCGGGGAGGUCGGCGCGCAGGGCGAGGCGGUGCUGGUGUGCGCCAAGAAGUACUGGACUGCGGGGUGA
This is a messenger RNA of Closterium sp. Naga37s-1, 3105 nucleotides long. NCBI's taxonomy places the organism in Eukaryota, Viridiplantae, Streptophyta, Zygnematophyceae, Desmidiales, Closteriaceae. The record is from the annotation of a GenBank genome assembly.